Nycticebus coucang (slow loris) is the source of this 671-nucleotide messenger RNA. RefSeq names its product cornifin-B-like. Bases 58 to 351 code for a protein of 97 amino acids. The transcript has a single exon. The record is from RefSeq and is a predicted model, not a curated record. NCBI's taxonomy places the organism in Eukaryota, Metazoa, Chordata, Mammalia, Primates, Lorisidae.
CUAUUUAAUCAAACCACUGAAUGAGCUUCUCUGUCUAGGUCCAGCAUCCUUUGAAGCAUGAGUUCCUACCAGCAGAAGCAGACCUCUACUCCACCCCCUCAACUUCAGCAGCAGAAGGUGAAACAACCCUGCCAGCCUCCACCUCAAGAACCAUUUGUCCCCAUAACCAAGAAGCCCUGCCACCCAAAUGUUCCACAACCUAGAAAAACCAAGGUUCCAGAGCCAGGCUACCCCAAGGUCCCUGACCCAGGAUGCACCCCGCUGCCUGAGCCUGGCGACACCAAGAACCCUGAGCCACACCCGGCAAUUGUCACUCCAGGCCCAGCUCAGCAGAAGACCAAGCAGAAGUAAUGUGGUCCACAGCCAUGCCCUGGGUGACCACCAGAUGCUGAAUAUCCUCUUCCCAUCCACUUCUGCAUCCUGUCUGUGGAUCUUAUGAUCAGUAUGUUGCUAUCCUGCAUCAUAGUCUCAUCCUUAUUUGUAUCCUAAAAUAUGUGCUAUGAAGCUUCUCCUGACACACACUCUGAAGAGUCCUCUGAGCCUCUGAGUUCAGCAGAAGACCUUCAUGGCUUGUUGGUCUUCAGCUGCUCAAGGGUCAUCUGAAAAGGAAUUCUUGAUGGGAAGAAAUGCAUGUUUCCUGCUGUGCAUUCAUUAAAUCACUUGUAGCUCCA